AUGGCGUCGACCGAGCCCCUGGCCCUCCUGCUGCUCGUGGCUCUGUCCACGACGAUGGCCAUGCCCGCCGCCGGAGAAGGCUCCUGCAACGGCCACAAGGUGACGGUGCAAAACCUGUGCGGCCACGACCUGACCCUGGGCAUCGAGGCGCGCUCCAACAGCAAGCCGCUCUUCCCCAACGGGUAUCUGCUCCCCAGCGGGAAGCACGAGUCGUUCGACGUCUGCGCGUGGACAGGGAGCGUGUCCGCGCAGGGCGCCGCCGUGGCCGAGUUCCACAUGGACCAUGAGGGCGGGGCGUACUACGAGGUGAGCACCAACCAGGCGAGCAUGUCCGUCCGCGUUUCGGUCACCCCGCACGGCAGCCCGCUGCAGGGGCACUGCCCCACCGCUGGGUGCGACACCGGCAACCACUGCUUUGAGCACUCCGUUCCCGGCGGCAACUGCCACGGCGUCACCGAGAUCAAGAUCGUCUACUACAACCCAUAGGUCCAUGUCGAUCGACCGCCUACCUAGCUGCUUGCUGCACUUACUAUAGCUACUCUUUAAUGUUGCAGCUAAGCUCGAUCGUAAGCAAAUAUCUAUUGUGUGUACGAGGUUGUACCGGAGAGGUGACUUUUAGGACCAUGGUUCAACCGAACCUAUGGACCAUGGUCCCAUACAACAUUCUUGGGUUGUACCGUCAUCAGUCGUGUACCAUAUAUCUGAUUUGCAAUU
Molecule: messenger RNA, 714 nt
Organism: Triticum urartu
Lineage: Eukaryota; Viridiplantae; Streptophyta; Magnoliopsida; Poales; Poaceae
Source: RefSeq, a predicted model, not a curated record